UAAGUUUGCCGUCUCUAACGAACUUCUUACGAACGAUAACAAAGUAUUUGCAAUAUUACCAGUUUUUAUUGUGAAAUUUCGAAACAUUUAAAAAAAUUCGACACAUGUUGCUAAUGCUGCGGCCGAAAGGAGGCUCUGUGGCAGCCACACAAGUGCGCAGCCUUGUCAAGCGCCUGCUAGCCACAGAAACAGCAUCCACGCCGGCAGAGGAGUACUAUGAUAUCAUUAUUGGCGGCGGCGGCAUGGUGGGCACAACGCUCGCUGCUACAUUGAGCAAGAACCGCACGCUGGCGGACAAGAAAGUACUCCUCCUAGAAGCUGCACCUGAAUUCAAAGGUUUCAAUGCCAGCGCUCCCUUCCACAAUCGUGUCUCAGCCAUCAGUCAAAGCUCCAUUGAACUGUUCAAGUCGAUAGAUUGUUGGACACACAUAGAGAAAGCCCGCUGCAAGCCGGUCAAGCAGAUGCAGGUGUGGGAUGCCAACAGCGAUGCCUUGAUUCAUUUCCAACACGAUAACUUUGCCAGCGAUGUGGCCUGCAUUAUUGAGAACAAUCUGAUUAUAGAUGCGGCUUACGCUCGCAUUCGUGCCGCGGCUCCCAACUACAAAGUGUUGAACAAGGCGCGCAUACAAUGCGUUAGUCUACCGGGCAAAUCUGGAGAGCACAAUACACGUGUCCAGCUACAGGAUGGACGCAGCUUCUCGUGUGAUUUGCUCAUUGGCGCUGAUGGCGCCAACUCUGUGGUGCGGAAACAAAUGGGCGUCGAUGUCUUGGCGUUUAACUACGAUCGCAUGAGUCUGGUGGCGAAUGUGGACCUGAACAUCGAGGAGGGCUGCGACAAUUCGGUGGCCUGGCAACGCUUUCUGCCCUCUGGUCCGGUUGCGCUGUUACCGCUGAGCGAGAAGCAAAGCUCGCUGGUUUGGAGCACAACAGUGCCGCAUGCGCGUCAAUUGCUCGCCAUGCAGCCGUCGGAGUUUGUGGAUGCCUUGAAUGAGGCGUUUUGCCGUCAAUAUCCACGUCUGGAGGUGGCCGAUAAAGCACUGCAAGCGUUGAAUGCCUUCUUUGGUCAUCAGGGAUCGCAGCAUCAGCGACAGUAUCCGCCGCGUGUUAGCGGCGUCCAGGAACGCACAAGAGCAACCUUCCCAUUGGGUUUCCUGCAUGCCUCGUCGUAUGUGUGCAACGGCGCCGCCUUGGUGGGUGAUGCCGCUCAUCGCAUUCAUCCGCUGGCUGGUCAAGGCGUCAACUUGGGCUUUGGUGAUGUGCGUGAGCUGGUGGACACUUUGGCCGCUGGCGCUUAUGCUGGUUUCAAGCUGGGCGACUCCCAACAUCUCAUUAAAUACGAACGCAAGAGUCUGGCCAGGAAUGUGCCCAUCAUGAUUGGAGUUCAUGGACUGCAUUCGCUGUACAGCACGCAGUUGAGUCCUGUGGUUUUUUUGCGCAGUCUGGGACUGCAGUUGACUGAGAAUCUGCCGCCCAUCAAGAAGUUGUUUAUGAAGAGCGCCAUGGGUUAAAGAAGCUGACUUUUUUGUUAGGGGUGCAUAGCACUUAAGUGAUUACAGUUUUAUAGUUGUUAAAAUAUUCAAUAAAAUAAAAGGUGUACAGCAGUAUUAAAUUGCUUUGUAAUUGGGGGAAAACUUAGUAAAAUUAGUUCUUUAUCAGGAAUAUGAAAUAAAAAGAAUGUUGUGAAGCAGUCAAAAAUUAUCAUUAACAGAAAAAAAGUUAACUUAAGAUCUUGGUUAAAUUGUAUAUUCAUUUGAACGUUAACUAAUUAAACAAUCUUCAAUUAAAAUUAGAAUAUCCAGUAUCUUACUUUUAAUUGUUCGUCAAGUAGUUUGAUUAGUUUAAUAAGUUUGAUUUUUGGUGGUCAUUGGAGAUUUCUGUUUGUCUUAACACUAAAUUGUUACAAGGCACAUUUUGGCAGCGAGUUUUACGCUUACACUUAGUCUAAUAAAUUUGGCAUUAUAUGGAAAAUUGCUUGCACAUACAUA
Messenger RNA from Drosophila sulfurigaster albostrigata, 1985 nucleotides. RefSeq names its product ubiquinone biosynthesis monooxygenase COQ6, mitochondrial (gene Coq6). The coding region runs from base 105 to 1508 and encodes 467 amino acids. Gene Ontology annotation, molecular function: oxidoreductase activity, acting on paired donors, with incorporation or reduction of molecular oxygen, NAD(P)H as one donor, and incorporation of one atom of oxygen; 2-octaprenyl-6-methoxyphenol hydroxylase activity; FAD binding. The record is from RefSeq and is a predicted model, not a curated record. Gene Ontology annotation, biological process: ubiquinone biosynthetic process. Gene Ontology annotation, cellular component: mitochondrion. NCBI's taxonomy places the organism in Eukaryota, Metazoa, Arthropoda, Insecta, Diptera, Drosophilidae. The transcript has a single exon.